Molecule: messenger RNA, 2841 nt
Organism: Anopheles coluzzii
Lineage: Eukaryota; Metazoa; Arthropoda; Insecta; Diptera; Culicidae
Product: putative odorant-binding protein A10
Exons: 3
Coding region: 2163-2558 (131 amino acids)
Source: RefSeq, a predicted model, not a curated record
AGCGGGCUUCUUCGGUGGCCGGCUCGUCUUCUGCCUGGCACCGUGAUACACAUAUAUAAAUAUCCCACAAGCCAGGAUUUGUUGUGCCACGAAACUUACCAGAACCCCUCCCCCCGAGAGGAGAACAUUUUUUGCUGCUGUGUGUGUGUGUAAGUCCUCCCGCACCACCGAUGCCCAUUACCACCGGUGUGGUGGCUCCGGGGACGCCCGGCGCAGGAGGUAACCAUAAUUUCUCGGGUGCCAGUCUGUUGUAAUCCCCUAUUAAGUGGUCUCCGGGGGGAUUUCUUUUCGGUUAAUCCUCUUAAACGGUUUCUUAUGUGUUGUUGUUUGUUUGCCCUGCGAGACGCUCGGCGGCACAGGGCGGUGAAGGUGACAGGGUAGCAGAAGGAAAUUCCCAGCCUGUGUUUCUGCUGCCGGGGUUGGAGUUGACUCGAUGAAAAUAAUCGUCCUGUAAUGUGGGAUGUCUGGCAGCGUCGUGUCGAACGGUGGGAAGGUAGCAAAAGAAGUUGGUUUUUGGAUUUGUGGCAUCGGGGAAGUAGGUAAAGCACUCAAGGGAUGCGCGGCGGCUGGUGCUGGUGGAUUAUGUUUAAUGCGUAGGCUUGAGGAGAAAUUAAUUCCUGGGGAUUGAUUUAAUUAGAUAGCAGACAACCGCACAGACAACUUGAGACAACUCUUCCACAGCAACACAACGGGCAGGUCAAUUUGGGACUGUAAAGUUGGAAGAAAUGGGAGGAUCGUCGGGGUAAAACCUGUUGCAAUUGCUCGACCGUUGUGUGAUUGGUGUUGCCAAAUUGCAAUUCGGAAUUACCCACCACCGAGCUGAAAGGCCCUCCUCCUGUGGCACACAGCCCGAAGCAUCGCUCUCCUAGGCUCGCAUGUCACUUUGGUAAAAACCCGAGGCGCCGGUGUCGCAACCCCUUGGCUGGUGUAAUGCGUUUUGGUAAGAUUGUCGUCGUAAAGUUGCACCCCCGCCAGCGUGUCCCCUAUGCACUUAGCGGGUUGUGUACAUACACGCACUCACGAACACACACACACAAUCAUCUCUCGCAAGUGUAACGACGGAGUGCACCGCGCGCAUUGCACCGGAAAGUAUGAAACGCACGGAGGGCGUUAGUGCGUAGCGAAGGAAAGCAAAAGUGAACAACAACAGCAGCAUUACCCACCACCUCCCCGGUUUUGUCUUUCCCGGUUGCUAGGCAUACACACGUGGCUAUUAUUGGACGCCCCCUCCCCCCUACUGAAACACAACGUCCUACGAAGCUGCUAAGAUGACAGUGAGCUAAAGGGAGACGGCAAGGCACAGCAGCAGCAGGGUAGUAGAGCCAGCCAGCCAGCCAACUAUCUAUUUCUCACGGGUAGUCAGCUCUCCCACUCUCCGCUGUGCUUUUUUUUGCUUCACCACCAUCACCCACUCGAACUCGGAGUUGUGCGGUUUCGACGGGCUUCGGUGGGCAACACGGCGUCAUUUGUAGUUUUCGAUCGUUCGGCGUCGUUACGGAUUGUUCGAUCAUCGAAGUUGAGUGAGUGCAACCGACUAGUUUUUUGUUUUCGCCAACCGCCAGUUCCCAGCAGUGUGUCUAGCGAAGCACAAGAAUCAAGUGUUUGUUAGUGAAAGUUCUGGAAUGCUAUAAAGUGUACUCCGAAGCAAUCAGUUCAGCUAACACAAGUCGGUGGCGUUCCGUGAAGCAAGCGAAACACCGUCGUCGGUGUUCGGUGUCCGAUAGUACUGCGUCGAGUACUGUGUCUUGGGUGUUGCAACACAGCAUCGCUCGGCCCACUUAUCACGACCCACUACCAGGGGCACUACCAGAAAUCGGGAGACCACAAGCAGCAGCGGCAGCAGCGGCAGCAAAAAAGGGCACAACGAAAUCGAAAGGUGUCCAUCAAAGGAGAAAGUCAACUCGCUGCCGACAGUUACACAAUAGCGUCAUCGCCUUUCGUUGUCGCCAUAGUUACUCGAAGGAGGAGGAGGAGGUGGAGCAUUAUCUCACCGUACCAGCGCACGUGAAGCACAGCACAGUAACCUUUUGCCAUCCCGGAGAACCACUUUGUUCGUUCCGUUGCGAACCGGCUUGACAGUUUCGUUCGCCGGCACAGGUUCUGUGAUCUUCCCUUCUUUUUUUCGAAAGCUCCUCGUCGAAACACACACACACAGCUACAAAAUGCAAAAGACCACUGGCAAGCAGGUCAGCAGUCGCAGCGCCGUGAACGUAUGCUGGCUGGUCGGGCUGGGGCUGGUCUGGCUGGUGGCGGUGGCGCUGUCCGGCAGUACCUGUGCCGCCGAAGCGACCACCGCCCGGACGCAGGUCUCGGACGAAGCACUCGACAAAGCGCUCAGCGACAAGCGGUACCUGAUGCGCCAGCUAAAGUGUGCCCUCGGCGAGGUAGCGUGCGAUCCGGUGGGAAAGCGCCUCAAGAGCUUGGCACCGUUCGUGCUUCGCGGCGCUUGUCCACAGUGUACGCCGGCCGAGAUGAACCAGAUCAAGAAAACGUUAGCUCAUUUGCAGCGAAACUUCCCGUCCGAAUGGAACAAGCUGGUGCAGACGUAUGCUGGCUGAAAAGGGGAAGCUGGUGGAGGUCGUGUGAUAGGAAGAGGCAGAGUCCGUCCGGAGGUUUGGUUUGGAAUGGGAGGGAUUUGCGAUAAAGUAUUUUAGGAUGUAUCGAGUAAACGCUGCAAACAGUAUGUGGCAUUGUAGUAGUGUAAGGUGCUCUAGAGGUGUAUGUACAAACUCGAACGGACGAAUGGUUGGUAGAAUGUACGAAAAUAUAUGAAAAAAAAAACAAACAAACAAACAUGGAACACAUUGCAAUAAAAACAAAAACACGGUACGCCUAAAGGUA